AUGAAGUACUUCAACCCGCAUGGACCUGCCCCCAUGCGCAAGCCCAAGGCGCAUGCCAAGCCGACCGUCACGGGGGUCUGGUCCCCCGACGAGCACAAACGAUUUCUUAUUGCGCUCGAGCAGUUUCCCCACGGACCUUGGAAGGCGAUCGCGCUGCACGUCGGGACGCGCACCGCACGCCAGACGCAAACGCAUGCGCAAAAGUACCGUCAAAAGCUCAUUCGGAAAGUACCCUGUCCCGACGAAGCCAAAAAAGUCAUGUUCAGCCUCGUCCAGCGCGACUUGAGCGACACUCUGGCCGACAGUAGCGCCGCGUCCUCUCCGCAGCAGCCCCCCGUCGCGGUCAAGAGCGAAGAUGACGACAACGACGACAUAUUCAGCGCUGUCGGCGAGCUCAACGACGCUCUCACUCUCCUUCCAUCCCUCGACACCGCUACUGGCCGAGUCUGA
Saprolegnia parasitica CBS 223.65 is the source of this 450-nucleotide messenger RNA. RefSeq lists its product as hypothetical. Gene Ontology annotation, molecular function: DNA binding. NCBI's taxonomy places the organism in Eukaryota, Oomycota, Saprolegniomycetes, Saprolegniales, Saprolegniaceae. The record is from RefSeq and is a predicted model, not a curated record. The coding region runs from base 1 to 450 and encodes 149 amino acids. The transcript has 2 exons.